Messenger RNA from Macroventuria anomochaeta, 385 nucleotides. RefSeq lists its product as uncharacterized. Lineage: Eukaryota; Fungi; Ascomycota; Dothideomycetes; Pleosporales; Didymellaceae. Bases 115 to 354 code for a protein of 79 amino acids. The record is from RefSeq and is a predicted model, not a curated record. The transcript has a single exon.
UCGAACUUCGAAGUGGACCGUGUCUGUUUCGUGUCUACUUAGCAGGCUUUCACGACCACUUUAGCCUCAGCUUGAAAUGAUUCCGGAUUCUAGGCUAAUAUUGACGAUGUGUAAAUGGGCCCUGUCAGCCUCGCAUUCUGCUUCAUGCCCCUCGCCCGAGCUUCCCCGGGGUGCCACAACGACGCACUGCGUGGGUGCUCGAAUGACCACACGUUGAGGCGAACAAGUUCCCUACUACUCGUGUCUAUUGCAGUCUCAAAGAUCUGUCUGAAAGUCAAUGUGAUCCCGAAAAUGCUUCUCGUCCCAUGGGAGCUAGGGCAACCCUUACUGUCUCUAAUCAGAACUCAUGAUUGAUUCACGAAUCUGCAGCCUUAGGUAGCCUCUU